This is a messenger RNA of Megalops cyprinoides (Indo-Pacific tarpon), 1506 nucleotides long. Its product is annotated as runt-related transcription factor 2-like. Bases 127 to 1485 code for a protein of 452 amino acids. Gene Ontology annotation, molecular function: RNA polymerase II cis-regulatory region sequence-specific DNA binding; ATP binding; DNA-binding transcription factor activity, RNA polymerase II-specific. Gene Ontology annotation, biological process: regulation of cell differentiation; neuron differentiation; regulation of transcription by RNA polymerase II. The transcript has 6 exons. NCBI's taxonomy places the organism in Eukaryota, Metazoa, Chordata, Actinopteri, Elopiformes, Megalopidae. The record is from RefSeq and is a predicted model, not a curated record. Gene Ontology annotation, cellular component: nucleus.
UUUUGUUACCAGUGCAGCUUACAUUUGUAUCCUCAGAGAAGAUCUGUUUUUAUCUUUCAAGAAAGGAGAUUUUUUUUUGACAAGUCUAUUUCAUUCGCCCUACCUUUGCUAAAACAGAGUUCUGUGAUGCGCAUUCCCGUAGAUCCCAGCACGAGUCGGAGGUUCAGUCCCCCGUCCAGUAGUCUACAACCGGUCGCGGGGAAGAUGAACGAUGUGAACACAGCGACGGGACAGCAAGAUGCAGCCGUGCCGAGACUCCGGCCGCACGAGAAUCGCACCAUGGUGGAAAUCAUCGCUGAUCACCCCGCUGAACUUGUCCGGACUGACAGUCCGAAUUUCCUUUGCUCAAUCCUGCCGUCUCACUGGAGGUGUAAUAAAACUCUACCCGUCGCUUUCAAGGUGGUCGCCCUCGGAGAGGUCCCAGAUGGGACGGUGGUUACUGUGAUGGCGGGAAAUGAUGAGAACUACUCAGCAGAGCUUCGAAACGCCUCAGGCGUCAUGAAGAAUCAGGUGGCCCGCUUCAACGACCUGAGGUUUGUGGGUCGCAGUGGAAGAGGCAAGAGUUUCACUUUGACAAUCACGGUAUUCACUAACCCACCCCAAGUGGCCACUUACCACAGAGCCAUAAAGGUCACAGUGGAUGGACCACGCGAGCCAAGAAGACACAGGCAGAAGCUGGAGGACCCGCCCAAGGCCGGCCUAUUCUCCGACCGCCUCAGCGAGCUGGAGCGCCUGCGACAGACCACCAUGAGGGUCGCCGUGCCGACGCAAAGCCCCCGGCCGUCACUCAACACGGGGCCCAACUCCUUCACGCCGCAAGGACAGACACAGAUAUCAGACCCGCGCCAGUCCCAGUCCUCGCCCCCCUGGUCCUAUGAGCAGCCCUACACGCCCUACCUGAGCCCGAUGACAUCACCCUCCAUCCACUCCACCACGCCCCUAUCCUCCACCCGAGCCACCGGGCUCCCGGCCAUCAGCGAGGUGCCCCGACGGCUUUCAGGUGCCUCUGACCUGAGCCCUUUCUCGGACCCGAGGCAGUUUGAGCGCCAGUUCCCCGGCCUGUCGUCCCUCACCGAGAGCCGCUUCUCCAGUCCCAGAAUGCACUACCCGGCUACCUUCACCUACACGCCCACCCCCGUCACUUCAGGCAUGUCCCUCGGCAGCGCCCACUACCACACCUACCUGCCGCCACCCUAUCCUGGAUCUACCCAAAACCAGAGUGGACCCUUCCAGACCAGCAGCACGCCUUAUCUCUACUAUGGCGCCUCCUCCGGGUCAUACCAAUUCUCAAUGGUGCCGGGGGGUGACCGCUCGCCUUCCCGGAUGCUCCCGCCUUGCACUAGCGCCUCCACGGGCAGCUCUCUCAUCAACCCCAAUCUGCCCAGCCAGACAGAUGGGGUGGAUGCAGAGGGUAGCCACAGCAGUUCACCCACGGUGCUGAACGCCAGCGGCCGGAUGGAUGAGUCCGUGUGGCGGCCAUAUUGACGUCCUCGGGACCCCGGAUCA